This is a messenger RNA of Anarrhichthys ocellatus (wolf-eel), 1489 nucleotides long. RefSeq names its product tetratricopeptide repeat protein 28-like. The transcript has 5 exons. The coding region runs from base 271 to 1275 and encodes 334 amino acids. Gene Ontology annotation, molecular function: Hsp90 protein binding. NCBI's taxonomy places the organism in Eukaryota, Metazoa, Chordata, Actinopteri, Perciformes, Anarhichadidae. The record is from RefSeq and is a predicted model, not a curated record.
UCCCUCACCGGACAAACGCUCCGCUAUGGGGAGGAGAAGCUCGGCUGUGGGAACAUGGCGCACAUACUCUGGAUUCACUUCCUCCAGGAAAAAGUGAGCAGGAUCUCUCCGUAGCGGACAAGUCCCCCCAUCGUAUCGAUCAAGUCAAAGCGGAUAAACUACAGUACUGCGGUGGAGGCUCGUAUUCUGCUUUUAUUUUCUGGAUGGUGUGUUUUUUCCUGUCCUCACUGGGAUGAACGUUUGUCGCUGCCGGAUUUAGCCGAGAGCAGGAUGGAAAAGAACAGAACGAGGAAAGAAAAGUUCUCUCUGUUUGGUUCUCGCUCCACCAGCAGAACCACCAACCCUCCUCCCUCUUCCUCCUCCUCCUCUUCCUCCCCCCUGAUCCCUUCAGCCCCGUCGGUGAAAAGGGUCGACCGUCCGGCUGCCCCCCCCAGUCCGUCAGGCCUCAGCAAAGCAGAGUUCCUUGAGCGAGUGCGCCGCAGUAACCAGGCCUGCCAGCAGGGGGAGUACGCUCUGGCUGUGCGUCUCUACAGCGAGGCCCUCACCGCCGACCCCCAAAACUGCAUCCUGUACAGCAACCGCUCCGCUGCCUAUCUCCGACUGGGUCAGUACAGCACCGCUCUGGACGACGCUGUCAAAGCACGCCUCAUCAACCCCAAAUGGCCCAAGGCCUACUUUCGUCAGGGGGUUGCCCUGCAGUACCUGGGCCGUCAUGCGGACGCCCUGGCAGCGUUCGCCUCCGGCCUCGCCCAGGACCCCAAGAGUCUCCAGCUGCUGGUCGGCAUGGUGGAGGCCGCCAUGAAGUCGCCCCUCAGAGACUCCCUUGAGCCGACCUACCAGCAGCUGCAGAGGAUGAAGCUGGACAAGAGCCCGUUCGUGGUCGUGUCCGUCAUCGGUCAGGAGCUGCUGACCCACAGCUUCCACGGCGCCUCCGUGGUGGUGCUGGAGGCCGGGCUGAAGAUCGGCACGUGCUCCCUGAAGCUGCGCGGCUCCGUGUUCUCGGCCCUGAGCUCGGCCUACUGGUCUCUGGGCAACGCGGAGAAGAGCGUGGCCUACAUGCAGCAGGACCUGGAGGUGACCAAGACCUUAGGGGACCAGUCGGGGGAAUGCCGCGCUCACGGGAACCUCGGCUCCGCCCUCUUCUCCAAAGGCAGCUACAGAGAAGCGCUGGCCAAUCACAGGAACCAGCUGGUGCUGGCCAUGAAGCUCAAGGACAGGGAGGUACGUUUGAAUGCAGAGAGAGAGCUCAUGUAUAUUCAUACGCAUGUUGUGUAGGUUUGCAGUGCGGCGCCCUUCACCUGCAGUGAUGUCAGAGCACCACACUCAUCCACAGAAUGAAGGAGAACACAGUUAGUAGAGAAGCCCCCGAACCCCGGUUCUUAACGGGAACCGGUUCUUAACGAGUAAAAACAAGGAGUAUCGAUAAAGUCCGGAGUUAACGGUUCUGCUAUCGGUACUUUGGAAGUUCUGGAGUGUGAUGUGUGUGUGU